GUCUAACCACCGCAUCGCGCGGUCAGUAGCAGUCGGAUUUGUGAUUCAGACGGAAAUCAUGGCGAGGUGGCCAUUAGCACGUCUGCGCGGAGAGAGGAAACUCGACUGUUGCCUGCUGCGAACCCAACACGCACGAGACGGACGACGUUUACCGUCACUGUGUCUCGUGUGCUUCCGCGGAGAGAUGCCCUUCCGUCCGUUCAUGCGGUGCCAUGAUACCGCCUCGAGUCGCGGAAUUUCUUGGUGUAAUCGCAACCGUCGAUAAGCUUAGACACUGACGGUCAUAAUUGCCUUUCGAAUCAGAUAUGUCAUUCCGUCCGUUCAAGCGGUGCCGUGAUACCGCCUCGAAUCGCGGCCGCUUCGUGCAAUCACCGUCGUCGACCAAGCUUGAAUACCGACGGUCACGAUUGCUCGGGGAGAUGGGUCUCCGCACCCCUUAUCAGCUGCCGCUGCUCGAGGCUUCAAAUAGGCCCGGCCCUGUGAGCGUCGUCGCAGAGCUCAUUGGUCGUUCGCGCGCACUGAGUGCAAUUCCUUCCCUUGUCGCCAUUCUUUGGCAUUUGUCGCUGCUCUGCCCCCACCGCUCCCCUGCCCUCACCGCCCGCCAUGGCUCGCCUUGUGCCUCUGCCGCCGCGUCUCCGUCUCGCGCUUCUCCUCGCGGCAGCCGUCGCUGCGUGCUCCCUGCUGCUCGUGCGCGUAUCGGGAGCGCCUCUAGCGGGCCCGUCGUGCGUGAGCGCCUUCCCCCGGCUGUGCAAGUUCGUGGACGACCUGCGGCCGUCCAUCCCCGAGCAGAUCGACGCGUCCACCGGCAAGCCCAUCCGCAUCGGCGCCUACCAGAUCCGCCAGAAGCUGCACCGCGACCUGCCGCCCACGAAGCUGUACGCGUAUGGGCGGAGUGCCAGCAGCGCGCAUUACCCGGGCCCCACGCUCGUGACGCGGCGAGGGGUGCCCUCGCAGGUGGUGUGGGAGAACCACCUCACGGACCGCCACCACAUGUUCCCGGUGGAUUACACCCUUGAGGACGUGCCUCGCCUGCUGCUGGGGGGAGUUCCCAUCGUGACCCACCGGCACGGGGGCGAGCAGCUGUCAUGCUCGGACGGCCAUCCCGAGGCGUGGUUCACGCGGCGCGGUGAGGUGGGGCGCGCCUUCAGCUCGCGGCGGUACAGCUACCCCAACCACCAGCUGCCCACCACGCUGUGGUACCACGACCACACCAUCGCCAUGACCCGCCUCAACGUGGCCGCCGGCCUCGCGGGCUUCUUCAUCCUCACCGACCCCAAAGGCGUGGAGAGGACCCUGGGGUGGCUGCCCUCUGGGGAGUUCUCGGUGCCGCUGGCACUGGCGGACCGCCGCUUCCACGCCAACGGGUCCAUUGACUACCCCACGGUGGGGGUGGUGCGGCGCGUGCACGCGCACUGGGUGCCGGAGUACAUUGGAGACACCAUCCUCGUCACCGGCAAGGUGUGGCCGUACCUGAAUGUGAGGAGGGCGCUCUACCGCUUCCGAGUGCUGGGAGCAGCCAAUGCACGCUUUUUCAACCUGCGCUUCGUGUGCACCACCAAGCGCAACUACCCGAACUUUGCUCCCCCUUUUACCGGAAAGAAGCUUCCAAUCAUUCAAAUCGGGUCCGACGGUGGGUACUUGCCCCGCCCCGUCAGCCGCACCUCUCUCCUGGUGGCCCCCGCUGAGCGCCACGACAUCCUCGUGGACUUCUCCGCGCUGCGCUCCUCCUGUGCUGACGUCAUCCUCACCAAUGACGCCCCUGCGCCCUUCCCUGCGGGCGAGGCUGUGACGAACGACACGGCUGUGGUCAUGCGCUUCAUUGUUGACUGGGAGGGCGAUGCUGUGCCCGCCCCGCGCAUUCCCAGGAGGCUCGUGUCGGUUCCCCCCAUCAACACCUCACAGGUGGUGCUGCAGCGCUGGAUCGCGGCCAUUGAGGAGUCGGACCCCGCCACGGGCGAGCCCAUCCGCCUCACCUUCGACCACCACGCCUUCAUGGGCCCGCCCACCGAGACCCCUAGGGAGGGCUCGGAGGAGCUGUGGCAUGUGAUCAACAUGACGCCCGACGCCCAUCCCAUCCACCUGCACCUCAUUCAGCACCGCCCCGUGUCGCGCCGCCCCUUCGACGUGGCGGCUUUCACCGGCGGCGCGUGCUCCUUCACCAAUGCGUCUCUGCCCUCCUGCUUCACCGGCAGGGAGCAGCGCGUGGCGGCAUAUGAGAGGGGCUGGAAGGACACCACCAUCCUGCCGCCCGGCCAUGUGCUCACACUCUGGACGCCCUGGUACUCCCAGGAUGGCACGCCCUUCCCCUUUGACGCAACACUUGGCCCGGGCUAUGUGUGGCACUGCCACAUCGUGGAGCACGAGGACAACGAGAUGAUGCGCCCACUCAUCCUCACCAACUGAGCGGCCGGCGCAAACCAUCAGCUUCUCGUCGCCAUGGUUGUCACCGCCUCUGCUGUGGCGCUGCUGAUCCGCCUGUUCCUCACUUCCAUGCUACCAUCCCAGUGUUCGCUUGCAAUAAAGCCUUGCCAUGGCAGGCAUGGCGAUGAGCCUUAGGUGAUGUAACGUACUGUACUUAGGCUGUGGAUGAAAGGGCAACAUUGUAAUGAACUAUGGAUAUCACAUCACGGGCAUUGUCUCAAGCAGUGCCUAUUUUUCACGAGUAAAUUACUCUGAUUCUCUGAAAAUCAGAGUUGGUUUUGCGUAC
Messenger RNA from Closterium sp. NIES-67, 2707 nucleotides. The record is from the annotation of a GenBank genome assembly. Lineage: Eukaryota; Viridiplantae; Streptophyta; Zygnematophyceae; Desmidiales; Closteriaceae.